Molecule: messenger RNA, 3103 nt
Organism: Marmota flaviventris (yellow-bellied marmot)
Lineage: Eukaryota; Metazoa; Chordata; Mammalia; Rodentia; Sciuridae
Gene: Mphosph8
Product: M-phase phosphoprotein 8
Cellular component (GO): nucleus; heterochromatin
Molecular function (GO): chromatin binding
Source: RefSeq, a predicted model, not a curated record
GCGGGGCGCUAGGCUCCGUAAGGGUGUAUGUAGCAGUAGGUUUUCCACCGCGGUUUACAGGGGUCCUAGGAUGGCGGCGCUACCGCCCAUGCCGGUUGCAGAGGGUGCGAUUGUGACCGUAGUACCUGUGUCGGGUGCCGACAGAUAUGGCGAGUCACCUGAAGUCGAAGGAGAAGGAGUUGGAGUAGCGGGCGAAGAGAAGGACUCAUCCACGAGAGGAGCGGAGGCCUUUGGGGACAGCGAGGAGGACGGGGAAGAUGUUUUCGAGGUGGAGAAGAUCCUGGACAUGAAGACCGAGGGGGGUAAAAUCCUUUAUAAAGUUCGAUGGAAAGGAUAUACAUCAGAUGAUGAUACAUGGGAGCCUGAGAUUCAUUUGGAGGACUGUAAAGAAGUUCUUCUUGAAUUUAGGAAGAAAGUUGCAGAAAACAAAACUAAAACAGUCAAGAAGGAUAUUCAGAGACUAUCUUUAAAUAACGACAUAUUUGAAGCAAACUCUGAUAGUGAUCAGCAAAGUGAGACAAAAGAAGAUACUUCCCCAAGGAAGAAAAAGAAAAAAAUAAGGCACAAAGAAGAGAAAAGCCCGGAUGAUUUAAAAAAGAAAAAAACAAAGACUGGGAAACUAAAAGAUAAAACCAGGCCAGAGCUAGAGAGCUCCUCUGAAAAUUUUGUAUUUGAUUUAAGGACAAAGAAAAGAAUUUUGGAAGCCAAAGAAGAAUUAAAGGACUCUAAGAAGCCCAAAAAGGAUGAAAUCAAAGAAGCUAAGGAAUUAAAGAAAGUUAAAAAGGCUGAAAUAAGAGAUUUAAAGACUAAAAUGAGAGAAGAUCCCAAAGAAAACAGAAAAACAAAAAAAGAGAAAUGUAUUGAAUCUCAGCUAGAGUCUGAAUCAAGUGUGCUUAAUGAUUCUCCUUUUCAGGAGGAUGACAGUGAAGAGUUACUUAAUGACAACAGAGAAGAGAAACAAAAAAUUAAAAGUAUAAAAGAUAAAACAUGCCAGGAGGCACUUCAAGAGGGUAGUUUGGAGAAACAGUUGGAUGAAACUGUAAGUGCUGAUGAGGAUGCUGAUGUCAAAGCCAAGAGGAAAAAAAAGAAGUUGAGGAAGACUGAAGAACCAAAAGAGAGCAAAAGGCUAGAAAACAAGAACAUCAUCUUCUCAGAGAAAAAAACUAUACCUAAAAAACAAAGGAAUCAAGACAAGGGUAGAAGUAACACAGAAUUAGAUAAACUGAGCCCACCUUCAUCUGCUCAAACACAGAAGGAUUCCAGGACUGGUGGGGAAGAGAGAGUCCUCAGGUCCCCUGACUCAACUGAGGAGGAGAAAGAGACCAAAAAAAUUGAACCUAAAGAAAAGUACCAGAAAAGACAUGAUUUAGACAAGGAAGAAAAAGGUCGAAAAGAGCCAAAGGGAUUGAAGACAUUUAAAGAAAUCAGAAAUGCAUUCGAUUUAUUUAAAAAAACUACAGAAGAGAAAAAUGAUGUUCCUGAGAAUAAUCGGAAAAGAGAAGAAAUACCACUUGAUUGUAAAACCACAGAAGAUCAUAAAACCAAGGAAAACAAGUAUUCAUUUAAAGAGAGGAGGAAUACCAGAGAUGAAACUGACACUUGGGCAUACAUUGCUGCAGAAGGUGAUCAGGAGAUUUUGGACAGUAUGUGCCACAUGGAUGAGAAUUCAGAUGGUAGGCAACAGAUUUUGAGUUUGGGCAUGGACCUGCAGCUGGAAUGGAUGAAAUUAGAAGAUUUUCAAAAGCACCUCGAUGGAGAAGAUGAGACUUUUGUCACAACAGAUACAAUUCCAAGUAACUUGUUGAGGGAUGCUGUGAAAAAUGGGGAUUAUAUUACUGUAAAGGUUGCACUUAACUCAAAUGAAGAAUACAACCUGGACCAAGAGGAUUCCAGUGGGAUGACACUGGUGAUGCUUGCUGCAGCAGGCGGGCAGGAUGACCUCUUAAGACUUCUUAUCACCAAAGGUGCAAAAGUGAAUGGACGACAGAAGAAUGGAACCACAGCCCUCAUCCAUGCCGCUGAGAAGAACUUUUUAACCACAGUGGCUAUUCUUUUGGAAGCUGGAGCUUUUGUAAAUGUCCAGCAGAGCAAUGGUGAGACAGCACUCAUGAAAGCCUGUAAAAGAGGAAAUUCAGACAUUGUACGGCUUGUAAUUGAAUGUGGAGCUGACUGCAAUAUUUUGUCAAAGCACCAAAAUAGUGCGCUGCAUUUUGCAAAGCAGUGUAACAAUGUGCUUGUGUAUGAUUUGCUGAAGAGCCAUUUAGAGACGCUUUCAAGAGUGGCAGAAGAGACAAUCAAGGAUUACUUUGAAGCUCGUCUUGCUCUACUGGAACCUGUAUUCCCAAUAGCAUGCCAUCGACUCUGUGAGGGGCCAGAUUUCUCAACAGAUUUCAAUUAUAAACCUCCACAAAACAUACCAGAAGGCUCUGGCAUCCUCCUCUUUAUUUUUCAUGCAAACUUUUUGGGUAAAGAAGUUAUUGCUCGGCUCUGUGGACCAUGCAGUGUACAAGCUGUAGUUUUAAAUGAUAAAUUUCAACUUCCUGUUUUUCUGGAUAGUCAUUUUGUUUACUCCUUCAGCCCUGUUGCAGGCCCCAAUAAGCUCUUUAUAAGGUUGACAGAAGCACCCUCUGCCAAGGUUAAGCUGCUGAUAGGUGCAUACAGAGUGCAGCUGCAGUGACCAAACAGAACUGGGAUGGAGUUACUUUCAGACCUAGUCCUAUGUACUCUUUUUGGAGCAGUUUGGAAUUCUGGCACAUCUAAAACUUUCAAAUGUAAAGUUUCAUCUGUAAACUUCUUGCAGUAUAAGCUUGUCAUCUGUUAGUGUCAGACUAUAAUACAUAUAAAAUACAGAUGUGUGCCAGUAUUCUGCAAUCUUAGCAUUAUAUCCAGACUGCGUAUUUCUUUUUUUCCACAAUGUGGAAAGAUACAUGAGGAUUAUUUAAGAAAAUUAAAGAACAAGACUUUUUCGACUCAAUUUUCUACUGUCCUUGGUGAAUCUCUGUGUUAAGAAAAAAAAAAAAAGCAAAGCAUUUACUUACAGAAAAGGAGGCAUCUGUACUCAAAUCAUCCAAGCACUGAAUAAAGUGAAUUUUCUGGCUGUGAA